UUCGGCGCGUCACGGACCGCAAGGGGGCUGAGCUUCGCGACGCCGUCUCCGUGGUGACGAUUCUCCGCAUCAUGUCCGGGCAAGGGGCCAGAAAGAGGGAGAGCCCCAUUGAACUCCAGCCUCCUAUGUCGCCUGCCAGACGACACGCCGGCGAGCUCUCCAUUGACCAGAUCCAGGAGUUGCUGGACAGGCAGACCAAGAAGAUUCAAGACGGGCAGAGGGCCGAGAUCGCGGCGGCCGAGUCUCAGGCAGUGGAGGCCUCGGAAAAGAGGAUGUAUGGAGCUCUGGAGGAACUCAAGGGCGACCUGAAGCGUGCGUCGGGGACACUCACUAAGCUGGAAUUGGGCGGAAGAGCAAGUUCCACCACGGCUUCUGACGGGGCUGCCCAGCGCCCGGCAGUCAUCUUCGGCGGCUGGACCGCCGCUGUUCCGAAGCAGAAACUUCUCCGCGAACUUGGUGAUGUCCUGGACAAGUCGACUGCCAGGGAGUGGUUGGACGAGCAACCGUGGACUCCGGGACCACGCCGUGGAAUAGCAUUGGCAGGAUUUCACGAGAGACAGGCCGAAGGCCACGAAGACAUGAAGCACCGUAUGCAAGAGGUCAUCAACUUGGUCAACCGCGCGGCGCUGAGCACAUCAAGCACCCUCGACGGAUGCCCAGUGUGGGCGACCCUGUCGAAAGAGCGUGGUGAACGAAGUGAGUCCGGCAACCAUGUUUCCAAAAUCAGAAGGGUUGUUCAUUCUUUCCGGCUUGAUAUCUCCGAGUGCGAGUGUGACUACAAGGAGGGAAGUCUGUGGUACCGCGACCAGUUGGUGGGCUCCACUGCGAGGGCUCCUGCGCAGGGGCUUGAGACAGUGCCGGGCAAGGUGCAAAACAGCUGGUUCUCCCCAGUGCUGUUCGCAGCGAAGGCUGGCAAGCAGGUGAAGGAGAUCAGUGAUGCCUGGAGCUUUGCGCUUGCCAACUGA
Molecule: messenger RNA, 965 nt
Organism: Symbiodinium pilosum
Lineage: Eukaryota; Dinophyceae; Suessiales; Symbiodiniaceae
Source: the annotation of a GenBank genome assembly